Molecule: messenger RNA, 2432 nt
Organism: Canis lupus familiaris (dog)
Lineage: Eukaryota; Metazoa; Chordata; Mammalia; Carnivora; Canidae
Gene: YIPF5
Product: Yip1 domain family member 5
Exons: 6
Coding region: 170-943 (257 amino acids)
Biological process (GO): vesicle fusion with Golgi apparatus; regulation of ER to Golgi vesicle-mediated transport; endoplasmic reticulum to Golgi vesicle-mediated transport
Cellular component (GO): membrane; trans-Golgi network
Source: RefSeq, a predicted model, not a curated record
GAAGGGGCGCAAAUCUGCCAACGCGCCUGCGCGAGCGGCGUGCCCCGGAAGCAGUUCUUUGGCCCUGUGACACGUAGCAACGGAGUCAAUUCAGAGUCUGAACUGGUGUUGGGGGGUUUCGGGGGGUCGCAGGAGCUGCUGCCGCCGCUGCCGCGUUUGAUCCUUUGCGAUGGCAGGCUUUGAGAACUUAAACACGGAUUUCUACCAGACCAGUUACAGCAUCGAUGACCAGUCACAACAGUCCUAUGAUUACGGAGGAAGUGGAGGACCCUAUAGCAAACAGUAUGCUGGCUAUGACUACUCGCAGCAAGGCCGAUUUGUCCCUCCAGAGAUGAUGCAGCCACAACAGCCAUACACCGGGCAGAUUUUUCAGCCAACUCAGGCAUACACUCCAACAACACCUCAGCCAUUCUAUGGAAACAAUUUUGAAGAUGAGCCACCCUUAUUAGAAGAAUUAGGUAUCAAUUUUGACCACAUCUGGCAAAAAACACUAACAGUGUUACAUCCGUUAAAAGUAGCAGAUGGCAGCAUCAUGAAUGAGACUGAUUUGGCAGGACCAAUGGUUUUUUGCCUUGCCUUUGGAGCCACGUUGUUACUGGCUGGCAAAAUCCAGUUUGGCUAUGUAUAUGGGAUCAGUGCAAUUGGAUGUCUAGGAAUGUUUUGUUUACUAAAUUUAAUGAGUAUGACAGGUGUUUCAUUUGGGUGUGUGGCAAGUGUCCUUGGAUAUUGUCUUCUUCCCAUGAUCCUACUUUCCAGCUUUGCAGUGAUAUUUUCUUUGCAAGGAAUGGUAGGAAUCAUUCUCACUGCUGGAAUCAUUGGAUGGUGUAGUUUUUCUGCUUCCAAAAUUUUUAUUUCUGCAUUAGCCAUGGAAGGACAGCAACUUCUAGUAGCAUAUCCUUGUGCUUUGUUAUAUGGAGUCUUUGCCCUAAUUUCUGUUUUUUGAACUGAAUUUAUCUGGCAUGUGGACAUCAUUGGGCCAAAAAGGACUUUGAACUCUUAAAUUGGACCAGCAAACUGCUACAGUGCAACUCUCAUGCAGACCUAAUAUUUGAUUAUUGGAGCAAUGGAAGUAAACAUGUAUCUUUUGUUCAUUUUUAUAGAACUUUUGAAUACUAUGUUGGAUUUAUCUGCAGUAUGACUAGCUUUAAGUGUUUGUGCUUAUACAAAUAAGUGCUAUUUCUCUCCUGUUCCUGCAGCCUUUAAAAAACAAAUUUUUUUCCUUGCAAAUUAUAUUAAGAUGUUUUUAAUAGAUUUUUAUCAACUGUGGGAAACUAACCACAGAGCUAAUACUCUUUCUUAGAAACAACCCAUAGUUAAGAAGACACAAGACUUACUGCAGAAAUAUUUUUCCAAGGGAUUAAGAGAGAAAAAUUGCCUAUAUUCUUGAGUUAGAUGCACUUGAAGCAAAAAAAGUGAUCCCAAAGUAGAGUUUUAUGAGUUUGCGCUUCAAAAAUUUAACAUUCCUUUAAAUUAUCUUAGGGAGUUUUUGCUAAGAUUCAAUGAGAGAAGCCCAUAGUCUACUUUAUUGUAGAUAGGAAAUGUGCACACCUGUUGAGAUUAGCAUUAACUAACUAAACCAUAGUGACCCAGACUGGCCACAUUAAUGUUCAUAGUUGGGAUUCCAUAUUUCCUAGGAAAAAGAAAAUCACUAACCUUUUUUUGAGAAAAAUAUUUAAAAUGUCACAAUUCAGUACUGCAGUUAUCAAUGUAAAAUGCAUUUGAUGCUUAGUAAUUAAAAUUUUCCCGAUUUUAUCUGCUGUCGAGUUGACUUUGCUGUUUUCGGUAUUGCAUUUUCUUUAACAAGGUUCUGGUUUUAACUUGUAUUCCUAAUUUAUCCUAAGCUUUAGGAACAGAAAUCAUUUAGUAUGAAAUCAGAAAAAAGGUCUUAAGUGGAAGGCAAUUUACUUUGAGUUACAACAUUAUUUCCUUGUAUUAAACUUAUUUGGCUAAUAUCGUGCUAUCUUGCCAGAGAAUCUCUAGGAAAAUGCUGCAUCUUGUAUUUUGAUCAUUGGGUUUUUCUGAAAAAACAACUCUGAUUUUGGAUGAGUCCAGUUAUAGUUAUGAGAAAGGUGCCCUGGGAGGAGGAAAAUGUUGCCUUCUUUAGAAAAGGGGACUUUACACAUUUCUUAUAAGAUCAUAAUUUCUAAUCUCUGGAAUCAUGUAAAUUUGCUUUUCUUCAUUAAUACUUAAUCUUCUGGAGGAAUAUUCUCACUAGCAGUUCAUUUCUGGCUGGGUUUUCAACCUCACCAAAGUGUUUUAGAAUAUUUUUUAUUGUAAUCUAUGGAUAGUAUCUUUUUUGCCUUUUUCAUUUCAUUUUGUAAAUACACAGUAACCCUGUUAAGGCAGAUGUAAUGAGUGCCUUCUGUUAAUACCCAGUUUUUCCUAACAAAUAGGGUCGAUGAUUCUUUGCGAAAUAAAUUUUCCCACUGUUA